Molecule: messenger RNA, 4854 nt
Organism: Rhinolophus ferrumequinum (greater horseshoe bat)
Lineage: Eukaryota; Metazoa; Chordata; Mammalia; Chiroptera; Rhinolophidae
Gene: TSPAN9
Product: tetraspanin 9
Exons: 7
Coding region: 545-1537 (330 amino acids)
Cellular component (GO): membrane
Source: RefSeq, a predicted model, not a curated record
GCUGGGAUUUCGCAGGGAAGCCCAGCAGUGGCAGCUGCGGCGGAUCCCCCGGCACUGCCCGCCGCGCGCCCGGCCAGCCCAGGGCUGGCGAGCAGCUCCGCAAAGUCGAGGAGAGAAAGGAGGCGGAAAGCCAGCAAAGUGGUCGGGCUCAGCGCCGCUGCUGGGCUGGGCGAGGUGUACCCAGGGAGCCUGGAUCCCCGAGCCCUGGUGCUUUGCAUGAAGCGGCCAGUGUACCGGGAGGCGAGCUGACGCUCUGGAAAGAGAAAUCAAAUUGCAGCCUCCCCAAAGACGCUAAGUUACGCAGGCCAGUCAGUUCCCAGAGAGCGCCCGCGAGCGCGCGGAGAGCCGAGCCGCAGAGCCCUCCCGGGCCAGCCGGCUGGGAGCCGGGCGCCUUCCAAGAGGCAGAGGCCCCUGUGCACCGGGUCCGACCCAGAGUGCGUCCCGGUACAGAGAGGGGGCGUGCAAGGCUACGACUUGGGCGCCCCCUCCGUCCCACUCCGAGCGAUGCCCCCCGCCCCUCGCGCCCCCCGGGAACGCCGCGAGCAUGGAGAAGUCGAGUAGCGAGGAUUCUUCGAUCCACCGGAGUCCAUCUUUGGACAGCAAGGACUCGGACUUUGCCAAACCGUCCACCUCGGGCCGCCCGUUCGGCCGCGGCUUCACGGCCGGCGCCUUCUACGGCACGGCGGGCUCCCGGGGCCAGAGCCGCGCCGAGGCUGGCGUCAAGACUGACAAGUACAAUGCCCCCAAAGGCAGCAAGUACGUGGUGUUUUACCUGGACCUGUCCUUUGUUUUCCUCCUAGAAUUUAAGAAGUGCAACAUGGCCAGGGGCUGCCUCUGCUGCUUGAAGUACAUGAUGUUCCUCUUCAAUUUGAUAUUCUGGCUCUGUGGCUGCGGGCUGCUUGGAGUGGGCAUUUGGCUCUCCGUGUCCCAAGGCAACUUUGCCACCUUCUCCCCCAGCUUCCCCUCGCUGUCUGCAGCCAACCUAGUCAUCGCCAUGGGCACCAUUGUCAUGGUGACGGGCUUCCUCGGCUGCCUGGGGGCCAUCAAGGAAAACAAGUGCCUCCUCCUCAGUUUUUUCAUCGUCCUGUUGAUCAUCCUCCUAGCAGAGCUGAUCUUACUUAUCCUCUUCUUUGUCUACAUGGACAAGGUAAAUGAAAAUGCCAAGAAGGACCUGAAGGAAGGCCUCCUGCUGUACAACACAGAGAACAACGUGGGGCUGAAGAACGCCUGGAACAUCAUCCAGGCCGAGAUGCGCUGCUGCGGCGUCACCGACUACACAGACUGGUACCCGGUGCUGGGCGAGAAUGCGGUCCCCGACCGGUGCUGCAUGGAGAACUCCCAGGGCUGUGGGCGCAACAGCACCACCCCCCUGUGGAAGACGGGCUGCUAUGAGAAGGUGAAGCUGUGGUUUGAUGACAACAAACAUGUGCUCGGCAUGGUGGGAAUGUCCAUCCUUAUCAUGCAGAUUCUGGGCAUGGCCUUCUCCAUGACCCUCUUCCAGCACAUCCACCGGACUGGGAAGAAGUAUGAUGCCUGAGCGUCUGGCGGGAGCCCCCGCCCCCACGUGGACACUGCCAGGGAAGGAGAUUUGAGCUUUGUGUUGCCUGCCCGCACUCCAGACUGCUGAGCCCUGCCCACCGCCCCCAGCCGCCCUCCCCACCCACCCCGCCUCAGCCUUCUCGGGGUGCAGGGCCAGGGAGGAGGAGGCGCGGAGACCUUGGGGUGCUGGGGCGCCUGGGUUCCUGCAUCUGUGUAUUUGCCAAAGAAGACAGGGUGGCCCGGGGGACGUGCUCCAGGAGACCCAGCACUGAUGCGUGUCUGCUCUGCCCUUCCUCACACGGACACCGUCCCGCGUGGGGGUGCAGCAGACUGCUCCCUCCUGGUGGAGACUGCCCAGCGGAGGCCAUCCUGCAGGAGAGGGGGAGAGACCGCCUCUGGCCAAGGCCCCGGGGAGAACCUCGCCCAGGCUUUUUAUACCUUACAGUGUAACUUUUUUAUUUUAUUUUACUCUGAUUAUGAUUAUUCAGGAAUAUUAUCUCACAUAAGUUUAGGGUUAGCUUUCUGAUUUAUAACUUUUUACUGCGUUGAUUUCUGUAACGGUUUGAUUUUUUUUUUUUUUUGAGGGUGGGAGUGGGUGGGGAGAAAGGACAUGUGUAGGUUUCAAUCAGGACAAACCACUGUGCAACCCUCAGGAGGCUCUCGGGUGGGAUACGCCAGCCUGCGUUCGGGAAGCACUGAAAGGAAGGCCCGGCCAGGACUGCUGUCUGCGGCCCGGUGUCUGUGGCACAGAAGCCUGGAAGAGGAGGUGAAAUGGAGGAGCAGGAAGCCUCGUGGGGCGGCCUGCACGGAGCGGUGUGUUUGCUAAUGCUGGUGCAAGAGGCCAGAGCAGGGGCUGGCGAAGUGCUUGGCCAGGAACAUGGCUGGAGCCAUCGUGGGUCCUCACACGUCACUGAUGAGCAGUUGUUCUUUGUUCCCUUCUUCCUUCCUCCUGCCCUCUGCUGGCGUGGAGGCGCCCCCUUCCCUCCCAACCCCCCAUGCGGGCCUUCCCGCAUCAGGUUCUGCAAACCCCAGCAAUUUCACAGACAUUCCUGCUAGAAACUCUCGGACACAUACCUCCCUAGUUCAGUUGCUGCUCACGUUCUCACAUUGCUUCUGGAAGGGGAAGCAGUCCUUACGUUUGCUGCUCAGACAGUGGCAGAGGAUCCAUGACGGCCAGGAGGGGUGGGUGGAAAUGGUGCCUGCGGUCACUGCAGGCCGAUUCACCAGGCUGCUGAUCCCCAGCUGGGAGGGAGGGAGAGAUGUCCAUCUGGGUCCCAGGACCCCCUUUCCUUCCUCGGGGUUCACUGAUGCUGGGGUGGGUGGCAAUCACAUCCUCUAUGACCCCAAGGAAAAGUACGUAAAACUGAGAGAGGUCAGACUGCAUCCUGGUACGUAGCCCGGGAUGAGAGCAGGCUGAGUGAGGACUUUGGAGGUGAGCAGGCGGGUGGCAUUUGCCUGUAGCGGGGCACCCCACCAGAAGUUUUGCUGGUCUACGCUAGCGUUUUGCAGUUAAAGAAAAAAGUCAAGAAUUCAUGGGAUGGACUUGAGAAGUCUCCCCACGAGCUAGCUAGGAUCUGAUGCACUUCUCCAGGUGGGGCCUCGGGGGAGCGGCUGCCUUUUCCCACCCCCAUUUGACUCGAUAGCUUGGUUUCCCUCCGGGCCUCGUCUCCUCUCCAGCCCCCACCUGUCUGCUCCAAGAGCUGAGACCUGGCCACCCAGCCAGCUCCUCCACGCCCUUUAAGUGUAGUGCGGUCGGGACCAGGAGCAUCGAACUUUAGGCGAGCUCAGGAUUCUCGUGUCUGCGGGGUGAGGAGUGGAGUGGAGUGGCCUCCGUGGGUUGGGCGGAGUGACGCUGCCUCCCUGCAAUGGAGGCACCGGUGCUGACGGGAAAACUCGGGAAGUGGGCCUUGGGUGGAGGCUGGGCAAGCACACAGCUGAGCAAAACUGCCCUCUGGGUCCUCUGGCCCGUCUUCCGGUAAGGAGCGUCAGCCACCUCCCCGGGCACGCUAACCUGCACAGCUCAGCACAGGCACACAUGCCACCAUGCCACCGAGGAGAGACACUCAGCAAACAAGCACUCAAGGUGCACAGUGGGACCGAGUGCAUAAUGAGCUUAUGCUGGGGGGAGGGGCACCUUUGUUUAUGCCUAUCAAUGCAAUUUUUCAUUUUUGUUAACAUCAACAGCAAAAGCCUAGCACCUUGGGGGGGGGGGGUGUAGCCUCCCUGGCCAUCUUGUUUCUGGAGCUUCAGGGGCAUCGUCUGGUCCUGGAGCCCUUGCCACAGUCCCCCUCCUCUUGCCAGCCCCCCCCCCCAUCCAUCUGUUUGCAGGGCCUUGCCCACCGUUCCCAAACUGCCUUCUUGCCUCGCCCUGUACUUGGUUCCGUCGCCUGGCAGAGUCCACUCUGGGCAGAAGGUGCCGUGCGUGGGCCGGGGGUGCUCUUCAAGCCCCUUGCCCAGCCUGCACAGUGGUCGCCACACUGCACAGAAGGCCUCACCCGUGGCUCUCCUCACCAAAGUCAGAGUUAGUUUAAUCAGGUCUGAUACAGGCAGUUUGUAGACCUGACUCAGAAGGGCAAGGUCCUGUAGACGACGUCAAGGGAAUGCCUGCCGUGGCCUCUCUGCAGCCAUCCCACAGGGGAGGUGGGUGAGCAGGGGCUGAGAACUCCUGGGGGAGUCGCCUGCAGCAGGUGUCGGGGCACCAGUCUCCACCUGCAGCCCAGCGGGAGUACUGUCAGCCCCCUCCCCGCAGACAUGGGCCUGCAUCUUGGGCUCUCACUCUGGAAAGGCGACUGAGCCCACCCAGAUGCUCACAGAUAUUCUGGUCUGACUUGGAAUGAGGUCGCCAUCCGUCCUUUAGUGGCCAAAGAGCAGUCCAGAUGGAUGGAAAUGACUGUCCCCGGCUCUCCGGCCCCCUGCCCACCCACUGGUGGAGGUGCUAACUAGCAGGGACCUGGCACAGGAUGGGAGCUGGGGCCAGGUGUGUGGGGUCUGCUCUGUCCAGCGGCCCUUCAGCGUCCAGACUCUCGUGUUCCUGUCCUAACCCCCUCCACGCCCCGCAGUGAGGCAGUAGUCAGGGCAGGGCCUGGCCCCCUGCCCUGAAAGGGCACUCUGAGGGCGAGGCCCUGGGGCUGGUGGCCACACCCUGCCAGCCCUGGGGGUGCAGCCCGGCAGGGCAGGGGAGCACCCCUGUUGGUUUCAAAUGCACUUUUCUGCUUGCAAUGCCAUGUCUGCGUUUCCUUCAUCCUGGUCCUGGCUUUAUUGAACGCCAUGUUUUUAGCAUGUUUUUAAAUAAAAACUGAUAAUGUGUCAAAAGCA